CAUAAUCAUGCGUUUGCCCGGUCCGUGUGUGGGAUGCUGUACAAGUCCGCUACUGCAUAAAAGUGGACAGGUGUAGCGCGCCGUGCAGUGUGAGGGAAUUAAAAGAAAAACGCCCGAACAGUGUGAUAGCACCUGAUUUGUGAGGCACCGCUGCGCUCUGCAUCUGCAGCCGUGAAGGGUUCCCCCCCACUACCACCCCACUUCCCCCUCCCGCUGUAAUAUUUAUGACAAAACGGAGGCAAAUUAUUCUGGUCACGUUUUUGGCUGACAGCCGGCUGUCCUGGAGAGCUCUGGAGUGAAUCGGGGUCCAGCGUUGGAGAUAGCGCAGCGCACCGACACCUGCAGUAGGAUGUAAAGGGAAUUCCCACUCACCAAACUGAAUCAACCACAGAUCUGGCCAUCAUCACUGUCUCGUUUGAGCCAGAAGACAAAGAGAGACAGAGCAUGGUGUGGCGUGGCGGCCGCUGUUGCUAUGUGUGAGGGAGCACUGUGGCGUCAAUGGAGACCGAAGGCUAUCGUGACCUCCUGGAGACCAGCGACGGUCAGGGGGUAGGCCUGUUGGAUGGAGGAGGUGAGGUGGGGGUGGAGGAGGGCUGGAGCACACCCUACCCAUUGGGUUUCCAGGUGUCUUUGACCACUGUGUUGAUGCUGGAGCUGGUGUUGGGCUUCAGCAGCAACCUCACUGUACUUGUACUCUACUGUGCUCAGUCCAACCUGGUCGAUUCAGUCAGCAACCUGGUCACAGUCAACCUCCACGUGCUGGAUAUACUGGUCUGCCUGCUGUGUCUGCCACUGACUGUUGCUGUGAUCCUGUUACCAGCUAAUGAAAGUGGAGUCAGCAGCCUGGCCACGCUGUGCUGCUUUCACGAGGCAUGUGUCACAUUCACCAGCGUGGCCACGGCAGUCAAUGUGCUGGUGAUCAGUUUGGACCGAUACGACAUCUCAGUGCGUCCGGCCAGUCGUCUGCUGACCCCCAGGCGUGCAGCACUGCUCCUGGCAGCAGUGUGGGCUGUGUCUCUGGCGGUCUUUUUCCUGCCCUUCCUCGAGGGGGAUUUCUUUUUUUCGAGGGUUGGGGACAGUGAGGAUGAGGAGCCAGAAAGGCAGAAUAAUAACUCCAUGCUCACCACAGGACUGACCCCCAUUUUUUCCUCUGUCUCUCCCUCAUCUUUACCCUCAACCCAUCCUUCCUCCCCGUCACACCACCUGACUCCAGUAUGGCAGAAUAGGACACUGCUGUGUGUUGGAGGGCAGGGGUACUACACAGGCAUGGCUAUGUAUUACCACUUGUUACUUCAAGUGCCAUGCUUUUUCAUCGCUGUGGUCGUCAUGUUGUUCACCUACUCCAAGAUCCUGCAGGCCCUCAACAUUCGCAUUGGCUCCCACAUGAUGAGGAGUACGCGUGCAAAGGACUCCACCUGCAGGAUACGCUGCAGGAGACAGAGGAAGAAGGACCUGAGCCUGCCCACAGAGGUAGUGUCCUCCAACCAGAACCAGAACCUCAGCCACCCUCCUCUCAUCCCCUCCCCUACCCCUACACCAACAUCACCGCCACCACUCCCCUCCAUGCCCCAGGUGAUGUCUGACAGUGGGGCCACAGUCACGACUGUCAGCACUGCUGCUACCACUCCCAUUGCCACCACCCCAGCCACCCCUGCUUCUCCAACCCCAGCAUCAGCCUCAGUCCAGGCCCAUGCUACUUCACCACUGCCUGCCUCCUCCAUGGGUGUACAGGCCUCCGUUUCUGCCAUCAUCGCCUUGAGGCGGGCAGUGCGCAGGCACAGGGACCGCCGAGAACGUCAACGCCGUGUCCUAAAAAUGUCCCUAAUCAUCAUAUCCACCUUCCUGGGCUGCUGGGCCCCUCUGUCUGCAGUCAAUGUUCUCAUCCUGUGUAUGGGUCCUAGUGACGGCCUGGUGCGGCUGCGUCUCUGCUUCUUGGCAAUGGCUUAUGGAACCACUAUUUUUCAUCCUCUGCUCUACGCUUUCACCAGGCAGAAGCUGCGCCGUGCCCUCAAAACACGUGUCAAGAAAAGGGUAGUGUCCCUUCUGCAGGUGGACCCGGCUCCCAGCGGGGGGACAGUUAUUCAUAACUCCUGGGUGGAGGGGGGAGGCCAGCGGAAGAAUCGCAAGCCACGGGUGGAGGCCAGUGAUGGCACUGAUCGAUGCCUCACAGAGGCAGUGAGGGAAUGAG
Messenger RNA from Plectropomus leopardus (leopard coralgrouper), 2188 nucleotides. RefSeq names its product G protein-coupled receptor 22. The record is from RefSeq and is a predicted model, not a curated record. Gene Ontology annotation, biological process: cellular response to hormone stimulus; G protein-coupled receptor signaling pathway. Lineage: Eukaryota; Metazoa; Chordata; Actinopteri; Perciformes; Serranidae. Gene Ontology annotation, molecular function: peptide binding; G protein-coupled receptor activity. Gene Ontology annotation, cellular component: plasma membrane.